This is a messenger RNA of Cladophialophora immunda, 2062 nucleotides long. RefSeq names its product glutamate-5-semialdehyde dehydrogenase. The transcript has a single exon. Gene Ontology annotation, molecular function: glutamate-5-semialdehyde dehydrogenase (NADP+) activity. Lineage: Eukaryota; Fungi; Ascomycota; Eurotiomycetes; Chaetothyriales; Herpotrichiellaceae. Bases 348 to 1805 code for a protein of 485 amino acids. The record is from RefSeq and is a predicted model, not a curated record.
UGACAACCACUUUACCUCACAUUGUAUUAUUGUUAUCCAGUCCCGAAUGACUCUUAAAACGUCUUGGAAAGGGCGCGCCAAUCAACGCAGCGUCACCAAGUGUCAUAGCCACCAACUCCCUCCCUUGAGAUCUACGACUGUCUCAAUCCGCCGUCGCCCUCAGAGUUGACACAAACCCAAAAAGGCGAGGAAAGGUCGUUGCUGAGUCUUUGCCCGCCCUGACCAUCGAGUUUCUCACCAAGAUCAAACCAGGUGUUCGUGCAAGAAGAGACUGGUCUGGUGCUGGGAGGGAGAGGAGGAAGAACAGAAGCACUUGACAAAUCCCAAAAACUUCGACAACAGCCACCAUGUCGCUCACCAGCUCAAGCCCCGUCACUUGUGCGCAAUCCGCCUCGCUCGCCUCACACACUCUGUCCAUCCUGCCCCUCUCGGCGCGCAACGACGCCCUGACGGCAAUCCACGCCGCCCUGGUCCAGCACAAGGCCGAGAUCCUCGCCGCCAACGCGCGCGACAUGGCGCUCGCCCAGCAGGCCUCGUCGCAGGGGGAGCUGAGCCAGUCCGUGCUGAAGCGGCUCGACCUGGGCCGCAAGGGCAAGUACGACGACAUGCUGAAGGGGAUCCUGGACGUGCGGGACCUGCGGGACCCGAUUGGCAGGGUGGAUUUGCGCACGCGACUGGAUCAGGGCCUGGAGCUGGAGAGGGUGUCGUGCCCCAUCGGCGUCCUGCUCAUCAUCUUCGAGGCGCGGCCCGAGGUCAUUGCCAACAUCUCCGCCCUGGCCAUCAAGUCCGGGAACGCGGCCAUCCUGAAGGGCGGCAAGGAGAGCGCCGCGAGUUUCGAGGCCAUCGCCAACGUCAUCGGCGAGGCCCUGGCCAGCACCCAGGUUCCCGUCGCGGCCAUCCAGUUGGUCAAGACCAGGGAUGUCAUCGACGAUUUGCUCGGCCUUGAUCGGUACAUUGACCUCGUCAUCCCCAGAGGCGGCAACGAGCUGGUAAGGUAUGUCAAGAGCCACACGAAGAUCCCGGUCUUGGGGCACGCCGACGGCUUGUGUUCCGUGUACUUGCACCGGGACGCGGAGAAGGACAUGGCCGUCAAGGUGGUGGUGGACUCCAAAUGCGACUACCCUGCGGCGUGCAACUCGGCAGAGACGCUCUUAGUGCACGAGGCGGUGUUGAAGACGGUGCUUCCCGGCGUGGUGGAAGAGCUACAGAAGAAGGGCGUGAGGUUACGGUGCGACGAACCAAGCAAGAAAGCGCUGGCCGAGGUGCUGAGUCCCGCGAACGCAGCUUUACUGCAGGACGCGACCGACCUGGAUUACACCACCGAGUUUCUAGACCUGAUCAUGGCGGUCAAGACCGUCCCAGGGACUCCGUCCUCAAAUGGCGUUACCGGCAGCAGCGACACAUUACCGAACGGGCACUCGUCCUCAACUGUCAGAGCCGGCGACGUCGAGGAAGAAGCAAACGACCCUUCCCUCCUCCGGGCCAUCGCGCACAUCAACACCCACUCAUCGCACCACACCGACGCCAUCGUCACGCGCUCCGCCGCCGCCGCCGAGAAGUUCAUGUCCGCCGUCGACUCGGCCGGCGUGUACUGGAACGCCUCCACCCGGUUCGCCGACGGGAUGAGGUACGGCUUCGGCACCGAGGUCGGCAUCAGCACGAACAAGAUCCAUUCCCGGGGCCCCGUGGGCUUGGAGGGCUUGACCAUCUACAAGUACAAGAUCAGAGGCACUGGUCAAGGCGCCGGGGAGUACGGGGAAGGCGAAGGGCAGAGGAGGUUUCUGCACGAGAGCAUUGAGACCUGAUGACCUUGUUAGUUAAAACGGAGGGGGAGAGGUCUUGAAGGGGGGGAGGAUCUCCCAGUAGUAUCUACUGUAGUUACGUAUGUGCAUGCCUGGCGUUGACGCAACUCGAAAAAGUUGGACUGAAAUAUGGAAAAAAAAAAAGACAAAAUGCAGCAGAGGACCGAAUCGAAACGGGGUUUUUCUUUCAUUGGAAUCAAUGCAUUGGAAUUUUCGUCUUGCGUCCACCUAGUCUGGAAAAUUGACAGCGACCACGCACG